Daldinia childiae is the source of this 1455-nucleotide messenger RNA. RefSeq names its product Universal stress protein A family protein C25B2.10. The transcript is spliced from 3 exons. The record is from RefSeq and is a predicted model, not a curated record. Lineage: Eukaryota; Fungi; Ascomycota; Sordariomycetes; Xylariales; Hypoxylaceae. The coding region runs from base 1 to 1455 and encodes 484 amino acids.
AUGUCCGGAGGUUUACCUACCCCGGCUAGAAGCACCGGGAGCGACGUCUCUCCCAAAUCACAACCAAGUACUAAGAAGACGGAUUACUUCUCUCUCGAUAAGAGAACAAGUCCACUCUCCCGUUCUAGCUCAACGCAGGAUAGCGCAAGGAGCACUCCACGCGCGGGCUUAGUGCAACGGGCCGCUACCGAACCCAAGGGCAAGGGCAAGGGCAAGGAGAUAGCUGAAAGCACGGGAGAUGCGAGCGCAACUACUCCAGGCGAGACGGCCUCUAGUACGGGGAGUAGUGGUCCUCCAUCUAGGAAGGCAUCUAUCUCGUCUAUAUCCUUUGCACCCCCUCGACACCCAUCGCUUCCUCAAGGUCUGAAGAAACCGCAUGCUGGAAAUCGAAUCCGGGCAGCAUCUCCGCCGCACCGUAGGUUCGAAUCCCAUGUAGCCUUCGACAACAUCCCCCUUGGCGAAUCAACAGAGUAUAAUCCCAUCUCGUUCACCCUCAACUACCGCCAUGCGGGUUUUCAGUUUAGACGACGACACCGCACCUUUAUGGUCGGCGUAGACGACAACUCGUAUUCCGAUCAUGCUUUGCAAUGGCUACUAGACGAAUUAGUCGAUGAUGGUGACGAGAUUAUAUGCGUCCGCGUAAUCGAAACCCAGGUCCGCCUUACGGAUAAGGCGUACCAAGAAGAUGCCAAGGUUCUGAUGGAAUCAAUACAGUCGAAGAAUACGCAGAACCGAGCAAUUGGCCUAAUUUUAGAAUACGCCGUUGGAAAACUGCACAACACGUUCCAGCAUCUUAUCAAAAUGUAUCAGCCAUCCAUGUUGAUCGUUGGUACGAAGGGUAGAAGCCUUGAUGGAGUCCAGGGGUUCCUCGUGAAUCGUAGUUCUUUUUCGAAGUACUGCUUGCAAUACUCACCAGUGCCUGUUGUUGUCGUGCGCCCUAAUGAGAAGCGCGUGAAAAAAAAGGUGAAGCGAGCGCAUGACCCAUCUAGGCAAAGUUAUGCGCAAAUGCUGCUAGGUCAACCACAUGAAGCCGAUAGCGAGAACAGUAGCGUAUACGAGCUAGAACCUAAUCUCACCCCAGACGAAGAAGCACAUCGUGUUGCAGUAGCUGUUGGGCUGCCAGCAGCGUACGAUCCAACUAUCAAACCCAUCGAUCCCAACAGCUUACUAAAGAAUUUCGGCCGUCGACCCGCGCCGGAGGUAUCGAAGGAAGCCCUUGCAAUAGUAAACAAGGGCGGUUUACCUGCCGAGAAGAAGUCGCCAGACCAAGAAGAUUCGGACUCGGAUUCCGAAGGAGAGUUCGAUGUCAGACCGGGCGAGGAGCUUCUUAGAGAGAGACUCCAUAAGAUGGAGCUAAACGAGGGGGCCGCGCUCAGAGCUGAAGGUAGGAAGUUGAGUUCCGGGUCUGCCGAUAGCGACGAAGAUCCGCCGGGUGGAGGGGGUGCCAAGACGUGA